CACGGGGGGAAAUGCGCCGCAACCACCGCCUGAAGGUGGGCUUCUUCAACCAGCAGGCCGCGGAGCAGCUGCGGCUGGGGGAGACGGCGGCCGAAUACCUGCAGAAGAGCUUCAACCUCCCCCACCAGGACGCCCGCAAGUGCCUGGGGAGAUUCGGCCUCGAAGGCCACGCCCACACCCUGCAGAUCGCCAAGCUGUCCGGUGGGCGGGGCUUACAGGGGGCGGGGCUACUAAUAGGAGGCGGGGCUACGAAGGGGGCGGGGCUGCCAGUAGGAGGCAGGGCUAUUAAAGGAGGCUUGGCUACCAAUAGGAGGCGGGGCUACGAAGGAGGCGGGGCUAUUAAUAGGAGGCGGGGCUACCAAUAGGAAG
Molecule: messenger RNA, 369 nt
Organism: Lagopus leucura (white-tailed ptarmigan)
Lineage: Eukaryota; Metazoa; Chordata; Aves; Galliformes; Phasianidae
Product: ATP-binding cassette sub-family F member 1-like
Exons: 2
Coding region: 12-365 (117 amino acids)
Molecular function (GO): ATP binding
Source: RefSeq, a predicted model, not a curated record